Molecule: messenger RNA, 2160 nt
Organism: Geosmithia morbida
Lineage: Eukaryota; Fungi; Ascomycota; Sordariomycetes; Hypocreales; Bionectriaceae
Product: Chs5-Arf1p-binding protein BUD7/BCH1
Exons: 5
Coding region: 1-2160 (719 amino acids)
Biological process (GO): Golgi to plasma membrane transport
Cellular component (GO): exomer complex
Molecular function (GO): protein binding
Source: RefSeq, a predicted model, not a curated record
AUGGUAGCGCCUGCCGUCCCUGAGCUCACAGAGGAGAUCCUCCAUGAGUCACUCGAUGCGAGAACCGAGUCGCUCGUUGCCCUGCGCGAGCUGGGUCCUCCCGAUCUCGUCCACCUAGUUAAGCAGGCGACGCGCAAUCAGGGAAAGCAGACCGGGAUUUACCACCAUGUCACCGGCGUCGAUGCCUCUUCCUCGGCUAGUCUCGCCGCCUACAUCAACACUCUGACGUAUAAGGAGCACGGUCAGAACACAAGCACCAAGAUUGUCGAGGGGGUCUACUGCUGCUACAAUGCUUUCUCGAGGCUCGAUAUGCGCAUACAUGUUUCGAUCCCCGGCACCGUCGAGAGUUACUGCAUCGACGAGCGCGGCGAUAGGAAGAAGGCAACCGAUGAUCUGUGGCUUGAGACAUAUCUCUGCAGCGUUCUGCGCGCGUACUCGUACGCCGACGAUGGCAGUGGCGACACGAUUCGCAAGAUUAUUGGCGUUCGACGCUUCAACCCUGUCACGAGCACCGAGACCGAACACCGCUUCCUGAAUGCUGCCGAGCAGCUCUUCUUUAGGGGAUGGCAAUUGGGCUCCGACUCUGUGGUGCAGCUGCCCACCAACGUGUCCAACCACCUGACUUCUGGUCUCCUCAAGUAUCUCGAGACGACGGGCCGAUACGCGUCCGGAAUCAACCUGUUUGAGAAGCUGCGCACUCAGAGUGUCGAGGUGUCCUCGCUGCUGGCCAAGGUGCUCUUCAUGGGCAACGAGGAGGUGUCCGGAGUCAGAACGCUGCACCAGUCGCUGCAGGACACACCUAUGGACUACGUCAUGCUCGAUACACAGGCUGAGUUCCUGCUCCAAAAGGCCCGCAAGGCGGCCAACCCCGAGCAGAGGGAGGAGAGGUUAAAGAUGGCACUCCGGUGCGCCGACCGUAGCACGAUUGCGGCUCCCAGCGAGUUUGGGACGUGGGCCAGGCUGGCACAGGUCUACGUGGCCAUGGAGGACUGGGGCAACGCGCUGACGAUCCUCAACUCGUGCCCCAUGUUCACAUACCAGGACAAGGAUGCUCCUGUUAUGCCUGAGCCGAGAGAGGUCCACCUGCCGACGCUGCCCGAAACGCGUCUCGACGAGAUAGACAGCGAGCCAGAGUCACGGUACGCGGAGCAGGUUGACCCCAGUCUCCUAGGACUACGUGCAGCCUCAUACAAGGGUACCUUUAAGCUGGCCUACAGCAUCCUGACCGAAAUGACGGCUAAGAUUGGAUGGGAUCAGCUGCUCAAGAUCCGCAGCAAUGUCUUUGUCAUGGAGGACGAGUACCGCACAGAGAAGCAGGAGGCCACUGCCUCGGGGCCGAAGCGGAGCCCGAGCGUCGACGGACUCCGUGGCACCCCAGAUGUGACAAUCAAUGGAGACCAUGAGGAGGAGGACGAUGAGGAUGAUGAUGACGAGGACGAUGAGGUCAAGGACGCCGAGGCCAAGACGGCCAAGACCAACGGUGAAAAGAGCAAGUUGGAGAAACCUACGAGCACCGUCAACCCUGAAGAAAUCAAGGAGGAGGGAGAGAAUGUGAGGAUUGCCAAGCAGCAACCCAUACAACAUCUACGGACGAAAGCUGACGAUGAGACGAUGCAGGGCACCGUCAACGACGAGCACCUUUCCAAGCUCAACACAAAGCGGCUGUGCGAGCGCUGGCUGGACAGUCUCUUCAUGGUCCUGUAUGAGGACCUGCGUGUGUACACCAUCUGGCGGACGCAGAUGGCACAGUACCGCGCGCAGCAGAUGCAGUACCGCAAGUCGGCCGAGGAGUGGGAGAUUCUGGGCUCCCUAGCCGAGCGUCUGCAGCACACGGACGAGGCCAUGGAAGCGUACCGGGCGUGUCUGGCCCUUCGCUUCAGCCCCAAGGCCCUGGCCGGCAUCCUUCGCAUGUACCGCAAGAGUAACAGCACGCGCGAGACGGUGCAGGCUAUCAUCCGCCUCGUAGCCUGGCAGUACCGCUGGUACAGCGAGUUCAGCCCCGAGCUGCUGCACACCAUCCGCUCCCUCAUCGAGGACGAGGGUGCCGUCAAGGUCAGGAGCAUCAUCCAGGCCACCAGCCUGCCUCAGAACGUGCUCGACCUGACGCACCACUAUGCCGCCCUGUGUGCUACUUUCCGCAGCAGCGGGACCGACGGUUAG